UGUCUCCAGGGGGUGGCGGUAAUGUGCCGAUUUGUUGGAAACUGCUAAGAGAGGUGAAAGAAGAAGAAGCCGCUCCUGGCUCCUGUCAGCUGAGCGGAAGUUUGAGGCAUGAGCUGAAAAUGGAUGAGUUCUAGUUCUUGUGUUUUUCUUUAUUGUGUAAAAGUUAGUUUCAAGUGUCCCAGUCUCAUAUCGUCGGCACGUCUGACUGAUGUGGCUAAAUGCUGCCGCUGCUUUCGUCGCUGUUUGUGCUUAUUACAUGAACUUUGACAACCAGCUUAGAGGAGAAGAAGAAGAAGGCAGGUCGGUGUUGUCCGCAUGCCCUUCUUUACUACAACUUUAUUCACAAGGCUUAUUAUUAGAAGCAUGUCGUCCGCUCUUCAGCGUCACGUCAUCUGGGAGUCAGAUGGGCUGGUAGCCUACCUUCACCCUCGGCCCUGGACCCCGGGCUCUGUCAUCCUGGAGAGCAGCACCCCCGGGACCCAAGGAGGCAGCAUUUUCCACCUGGGGGAGCCAGAGUACUUGUCCUGGCUGCUUGGGGCGAGAGCUGUGGCAGAGCUGCUUUGUGACAGGCUGGGAGUUCGGAGGUGUGCGCUGGUCAGCAGACCCCACAGAGAUAGACCUGCUCAGAUCCGUAUCCUCCCCCUGUGUGGUCUGGACGCAGAGUGGCGCCCUCAUCUGGCUGGGGAAGAAGAGCACAACGCCCAUGACCCGGGAUACUGCACUUCCAGGACUGCCCCACGAUGGAGUGACUCCAGCCUGACUGAAAUCCAGACCAGGAUUCGAGCCAAACUGCCGCUGCCUGAUGCCCCCCCUGAUCUGACCUUCCUCGGGGACGAUCCGGCUCACCCUUCGCUGUUCUCACGUAUUGUUCGUGGUGAGGAGCAGCAGUGGCGCGUGUGGGAGGACAAAGGUCAUGUGGCUUUUCUCACUCCAUUCCCCAACUCUCCUGGAUUCACUGUGUUAGUCCCACGCCGACCUUUGACCUCUGAUAUAUUCAGACUGGAAAAAGAAGAUUACGAGAGACUGGUGCUGGCCACCAAGAAGGUGUCGUGGCUCCUGGAGGAUGGGUUGGGCGCUUGGGGGGUGGGGCUUAUUUUUGAGGGUUUUGAGAUCGACUACGCUCAUGCCAAGCUGAUACCACUAUUCCUGCCGCCAUUGUUGGCGGGUGAAAAUAAACCAGAUAAACCACCGUCUCCCCAGUUUUACCCCACUUACCCGGGAUAUGUGACAUCAGAAGACGGGCCUGAAGCCAGCUUAGAGAGUCUGAAGAUAAUGCACACUAAAAUCAGUCAAAUGUAAUGCUCUUUGAUUCUGACUCUGAUACUGUUUUUACCAAAUAAUCACCAUUCUCUUUGCACAAUCACUACACCCGAGCUGGUUAUCUAAGUACUUCUAAGUGACUCUGUUCAUUUUUUGCAAGACAAACAUUUGAUUCAGACAUCAAAUAUCUGAUUAAAGUUUACAAAUUACUCUAAAUCACGUAUUAAAUACAUUCUUUAAAAUCCAACAAUGUUAAGAUUAAAACAUCAGUGUCAUUGCACACUUGUACUCUGCCAAAAACCAGUAAACAUGUACAGUUUACCUCAGAAAUACAGAGCAGAAAGCUCAG
Pundamilia nyererei is the source of this 1609-nucleotide messenger RNA. RefSeq lists its product as uncharacterized. The coding region runs from base 316 to 1299 and encodes 327 amino acids. The transcript has 3 exons. The record is from RefSeq and is a predicted model, not a curated record. Gene Ontology annotation, molecular function: catalytic activity. Lineage: Eukaryota; Metazoa; Chordata; Actinopteri; Cichliformes; Cichlidae.